AUGAAUGUCAACAAAAGAAUCGGCCGCUUUAAGCAAUGGGCCGGCGAGCGUAUGGGCGGCGAGGUCAAAACAUGCCAGUCCGACGACUUCAAGGCCAUGGAAACGGAGAUGGGCGUUCGCCACGAAGGAAUCGACCGCAUCCACAAGGCUAUGACCGGCUAUGUGAAGGCUAUUUCUAAGCGCAAUGAGGGCGACGACAAGGAAAGGACUCUGCCCAUCGCCCACCUGGGUAGCAGUAUGGUUGCCCAUGGAGAGGACUUCGAUGGAAAUUCUGAGUACGGGCAAUGCCUCAUUAUGUUUGGACGAACGGAGGAGCGCAUCGCACGUAUCCAGGAGGGCUAUAUCACACAGGCGACUUCGAGCUGGCUUGAAUCCCUGGAACGGUCAAUGACCCAGAUGAAGGAAUACCAGCAAGCUCGCAAGAAGCUAGACAGCCGUCGAUUGGCAUACGACACCUCACUGGCCAAGAUGGAGAAGGCGAAGAAAGAAGACUUCCGCGUCGAAGAAGAGCUGCGCUCUCAGAAAUUUAAGUACGAGGAAGCCAAUGAGGAUGUUUUCCGUCGCAUGGAUGAUAUCAAGGCGGGAGAGGUCGACAGUGUCAUGGAUCUGGGCUCCUUUCUGGAAGCCCAGCUGGAAUAUCAUGACCGUUGCCGCGAAGUUCUGCUUCAAUUGAAGAACGAGUGGCCCGUUGGAUCUGGCCCAGGACCGACACCGCCACGAAUUACGGGACGCUCUCGGUCCAACACCGCCCAGUCCCAUCUGGAACGAUUUCAACCCCUGCAAGAGGAGCUAGCCAGUGUCACCGAAGCACCUCCACGACCAACCAUCCGUUCUACUCGGACCGUCGCUGAUCCUUAUACACGGGAGUCCUUCCCGACAGUCACGGGUGGUUAUGCUCGGCCUGUUUUGAACCGGACGUCUACAUUCGAAAGCCCAACUCAGCUUCGCCAGGAACAACAGACUCCGACUUCCUCACCAUGGAUCCAACGAACAGCUAGCGAGACUCUCGCCAACCGUUGCAACAGUACUCAAUUGCUUAACCGCCCACCCGUCGAUCCAUAUGCCGACUCCGAAGUCAGCUCCUACGGGUCGUAUGGACGCUCUAGCCCAGAGCGUAUGAAUGGAGGUCGCUCACUCUCUCCUGCCACAUCCCACGGUAGCGCUGCAUCUCGACGGCCAAGUGCAGCAGCCCUGAACUCUUCAGCGACUGGACUCGCAAAGAAAGCCCCCCCCACCACCUCCACCGUCUCGCGCAAAGAAGCCUCCGCCUCCGCCUCCUCCGAUGAAACGAAGCCUUGCUACAGACGCAUAACUGUCAUAUGUGACUUGUCUUUACCUUUUUCUUCUUUCGGAGCAUGGGGAUUUGAGGAGUUCUGA
Molecule: messenger RNA, 1377 nt
Organism: Penicillium chermesinum
Lineage: Eukaryota; Fungi; Ascomycota; Eurotiomycetes; Eurotiales; Aspergillaceae
Exons: 4
Coding region: 1-1377 (458 amino acids)
Cellular component (GO): cytoplasm
Molecular function (GO): protein binding
Source: RefSeq, a predicted model, not a curated record